AUGGACUCGGCACCGAAGCCGCUGCCCAAGCAGCAGGCCGUGCAGGCUGCGCGAUGCUCCCUGAAACACGCCGGCGCUCGAGUCGAUUUGGGCCCCACGUCCAUAGCCCGCAUCCGCGACGCGGUCUGCCGAGCGAGGUCCCUCAUGACCGCGGGCAGCGACGGACUUCGUGGCUGCGCAAUGCCGUCGAAGAGCGACGCGAAGGCCGUGAUUCAAGACCUCCUUGCGUUCGCGUUCACCGCCGGGCAUAUCAAGCAAUGCCUGCAAGCGCUCACCCUCGGAACGCAACCGGAGACCAUCCCGCUCGAGCUCCUGAACGCGACCGAGCCCCCGCGACUGACCACGCAGCUGGCUCUCGACUGGCUCUGCCUCAACGUCGACCGUGCCGAGCUGCCACAGGCGUUUGCCUCCACCGGCGUCAUCUCUGGUGACCAUGGUGUCGAAGUGGUUGCCACGACCGACAGUGAGCGGGCCGCGGAGAAGCGGCGAGAGGAGGAGGAGAGGAUGCGGCAGGCCGCUGCUGGGCGACGGGCCGAGAAGGAGCGUUUGGAGGCGGAGCAGGCGGCCAGGCAGGAAGAGCGCGCGCGGCAAGCGGAAGCGGAAGCGCAGAAACGCAACGCAUGGGUGCUGCAGCACGUGUCGAACCUGUCGUCUGAAGAGAGUGAAGGCGGGAGUGCAAGCGGUGGCUCGAGCGAGAUCGCGGACUGGGAGCUGUUCGCGGGACUGUCGCCGGACGAGGUGCGGGCGCGGAAGGAGGCGGAGCGAGCUGCCCGCGCGGAGGCAGCACAGCCCCCGGAAGUGCGGAGGGCGAAGCUGGCGUCGGAGUACAUGGAGGCGUGGCAAGCGGCAAGCGCAGCCAAGGAAAAGGGCGACAAGGCCGCGCAAGCCGCUGCAGGUAGAUCGAUUGGAAGGCUGAAACAGGAGAUGGCGAAAGUGGGUCUGUCGCAUGACGAGGCCGAGGCGCUCGCGGGCGCGACCGAGAGCAUAACCCCCGACCAAGAUGGGCGUGCCGUGGACGGCGGCGAGCGGGCGGAGCCGCCCGAGGAGGGGAAAGAGGAUGGAAAGGCGGCGGGGGACACAGACUCGGAGGGCGCGUUCGAUCUGGACAUGCUCGGGGACGGGAUCAUGGCCGAGGACGCGGGGCCGCGACGACGACCCCAGGUGCCCCCGUCGGUGAUCGGGAGCGCGUCGAUGCAGGACGUGCGCCAGGAGGACCUCGAGCGCCGGGGGGAGUCCCGUCCCCUGCAGGUGCUGCAACGGGUCUGCCAGCGGCAGGGCCUGCAGGCGUCGCGGACGAAUCACAGCGGCAUGGCGGCGACGGUGUCGCUGCGGCUGCAGACCGCGGGGAAGAAGGGGAAGGGCAAGCAGGGGGCGCUGACGACGGUCGGGAUCCCACCCGCCGCCGGGAUUGACCUCGACGGCGCCGGACGCGAGCUGGCCGGGUCGUCGAGGAACCAGGACGGCGGGCACCAGCUGGCGGCGCUGGCGGCGCUCCGGGAGCACUGGGGGGCGCUGACGCAGGGGCUGGGGACGGCAGAGAAGGUGGUGCUGUGGGCGUCGCUCGGGCACACGGCGCAGGAGGUGUGGUGGGUGUGGGAUGGGUACGGGCUGGCGGAUGGUCAAGACGGGCAGGCAGACGCCCGCGCGGACAGAGAUGACUGGGACGCGUGGGUCGGCGAGCUGUUCGAGCAGGCUGCCGCGAAACGGGGGGAGUCCGGAGGGCCCCGUCGACAAGCGCAGGCUGAGCGCACCGGCCACGGGGGACCACGCGCUGGCAAGCGAGGGCCGCGAGGCGACGGUGCUGCCUCUGGCUCAGGUCCACGGCGCCCCGGGGGCAGCGCUGGUGCGCAUCACCGCAGCGCGGCGAUGCAGGGCGCCCUGCACAACUGGGAGAGUGGUCCUGGCAAGGAUUGGGUGGCCGUGCGGCAGCAGCUGCCCAUCUCGCAGCUGCGGGAGGAGAUAGCGGCGGCGCUGUCGCAGGCCGACGUGGUCGUCGUGUGCGGCGAGACGGGCAGUGGAAAGUCGACGCAAGUGCCUCAGCUGAUCUUCGACGGGGAAAUUCGAGCCGGGAGGGGUGACGAUGUCAGGCUGGUGUGCACUCAGCCGCGCAGGAUCGCGGCGAUAUCGCUGGCUGAGCGCGUCGCAGAGGAGCGCGGAGGGCCUCUGCCGUCCGACGCGGCAUGGGAAGGCCCCAGGGACAGAGAGUCGCCACCCAUCGAUGGACGUGCCGUCGGGUACCACGUUCGACUCGAGAGCCGGCGGAACUCGGACACCCGCAUCCUGUUCUGCACGACGGGCGUGCUGCUGCGAAUGCUGCUCGGCGACCCGCGGCUGGACGCCGUGUCCCACGUGGUGAUCGACGAAGUGCACGAGCGUUCGAUGCAGUCCGACUUCCUGCUAUCGAUCGCAAGAGGAGUGAUGCGGAGCAGGAGGGAGGCUGGACACCCUCUGAAGCUGAUCCUGAUGUCGGCGACAGUGGACGCGCAGCUGUUCUCCGGUUACUUCGGUGGCUGUCCGGUGCUGCAGUCAGAGGGCCGCACGCACCCCGUCGAGGUCAAGUACCUGGAAGACGUGUACGAAGCAACAGGCUACCGGCUCCAGGAGGACAGCCCGGCUGCUAUUCGCGCCGACCGCUCGGGGUCGCUGCGCGAGAGCCACGUACAGAAGAUUCACAGUGCGAAGAAGAAGGCGCUCGUCGCGAGCGGCUGGGGAGAGGACGUCGGCAAGGGCGCGGAGAUGACCAUUUUGAACCCGCACUACGACCCGGACCACAUCCCGCAGGGACACAGCUCCUUCGUGCACCGCAACCUGGCCCGUCUCAGCGAGACCGCGAUCGACUACGACCUCCUCGAGGCGCUCGUGUGCCACAUCGACGACGAGCAGGCCCCCGGGAGCAUCCUGGUGUUCCUCCCCGGCAUGGCGGAGAUCUCCAAGCUGUACGCGCGGCUCGCCGCCACGCAGCGCUUCGGCGCCGGGGAGUGGCUCCUCCCGCUGCACUCGCAGAUCGCCAGCGCCGAGCAGCGCCGCGUGUUCCGCCGCCCCCCCGGCGGCGCGCGCAAGUGCGUCCUGGCGACCAACAUCGCGGAGACGUCGCUCACGAUCGAGGACGUCGUCUACGUCGUUGACACGGGCAAGGUCAAGGAGACGCGCCACGACCCCUCCCGCGGCAUCUCGCUCCUCGUCGAGGACUUCGUCUCGCAGGCCUCGGCCAAGCAGCGCACGGGGCGCGCCGGGCGCGUCCGGCCGGGGCUGUGCUUCCGCGUCUUCCCCCGCGCGCGCCACGACCUCCGCAUGCGCCCGCAGGCCGUCCCGGAGAUCGCCCGCGUCCCCCUGCACGAGCUCGUCCUGCAGGUCCACCUCCUGCAGCUCGCCGACUCAGCGGCCACCUUCCUCGCCAGCGUGAUCGAGCCGCCGCCGGAGCGCUCGGUGCGCCGGUCCGUGCAGGACCUGCGCGAGAUCGGCGCCGUCGUCCCGGAGAGCGAGGGCGAGGCGCUCACCCCGCUCGGGUGGCACCUGGCGCAGCUCCCGGCAGAGCCCCGGGUCGCCAAGCUGCUCGUGCUCGGCUCGCUCCUCGGGUGCGCGGACGAGGCCGCGUCCAUCGCCGCGUGCCUCAGCGGGAAGUCGCCCUUCCUCCCGGGCGGUCUCAUGGGCGGCGACGGGCCGCGCGCCAGCAAGGCGCGGCUGACCGCGGAGGACGCCGGCACGCUGGCCGCCGGACAGCAGUCCGACCUGCUCGCCCUCCUCGCGGGAUUUGAGGGCUGGCGCGCCGCGGUGCGCGGCCCGGGCGGGCGCAAGCGCGCGCGGGAGUACGCCAAGCGAGUGGGCAUGGACAACGAGGCCCUCGACACCGCGGAGCGCCUGCGCAGGCAGCUGCUGGACCUGCUGCGCGACGCGGGGCUCUCGGGUGCGCGCGCCGGUGCGGCGGGGGAGCGCGCGCCGGUCGCGGAGAUGAUGCGUGCGGCGGUGGUGUCUGCACUGUACCCGAGCGUGGCGGCGCUGGCCGAGGACGACCCGGGGCGCGACGACCCGGCGUUCUUCGACGGGCAGACGACGUGCCACGUGCACUCGCAGUCGAUCGUGUCGCGGCUGCGGCCGGCGCAGCUCCAGCGUCCGUUCCUCGCCUUCCUGGAACGCUCGCGGGCGGGCCGGACGUGGAUCCGGGAGUGCACGGUUGCGUCCCCGGUGGCGCUGAUGCUGCUGAGCGGCGCGGAGCCCGAGGUGGACCACUACGCGGGCGUCGUGACGCUGGGGUGGCUGCAGAUGCGGGCAAGUGCACAGGUCGCCGUCCUGCUGAAGGAGCUGCGGUCGGCCAUGGGCGGCGUCCUCGCCUCUCACCUGCGGCACUCCGACGCGGGCUUCGACCGCGAGUGCACUGUGGCGCUGGUGUGUGCCGUCGGGGACGCGCUGCGGGACGAGCAGACGCAGCUCAAAAUCGCAAUGUGA
Pedinophyceae sp. YPF-701 is the source of this 4443-nucleotide messenger RNA. The record is from the annotation of a GenBank genome assembly. NCBI's taxonomy places the organism in Eukaryota, Viridiplantae, Chlorophyta, Pedinophyceae.